Molecule: messenger RNA, 1249 nt
Organism: Glycine soja
Lineage: Eukaryota; Viridiplantae; Streptophyta; Magnoliopsida; Fabales; Fabaceae
Product: myb-related protein 308-like
Exons: 3
Coding region: 231-1139 (302 amino acids)
Source: RefSeq, a predicted model, not a curated record
UACCAAAUCCAGCACUAACUUAAUUGUAACCACUCGUCUUUCUCACCAACUCGGUCAAAUACUCUCUCUUACAUUACUUCUCAGAAAAAGAAGGUCCCCGAGUCAAUUGCACCUCCUCUUGUUCUCCACCACCUCCCAUUUAUAUUCCCUUCUCUCACCAAUUACUUUCCAGGUUCCAUUCCCCCCACACACAACACAACACAACCAACAUAUCUUAUUGUUCUCAAACCAUGGGUAGAUCCCCUUGUUGCGAGAAAGAACACACCAACAAAGGAGCUUGGACCAAAGAAGAAGACGAACGCCUCAUCAACUACAUCAAGCUCCAUGGUGAAGGCUGUUGGAGAUCCCUCCCCAAAGCUGCUGGCUUGCUGAGAUGUGGCAAAAGUUGCCGACUCAGAUGGAUAAAUUACCUCAGGCCUGAUCUCAAGAGAGGCAACUUCACUGAAGAGGAAGAUGAACUCAUCAUAAAUCUCCACGGCUUACUUGGAAACAAAUGGUCUUUGAUAGCUGCAAGGUUACCGGGAAGAACCGAUAACGAAAUCAAAAACUAUUGGAACACUCACAUCAAGAGAAAACUCUACAGCCGCGGAAUCGACCCACAAACCCAUCGUCCACUCAACGCCUCCGCCACUCCGGCAACCACCGCCACAGCCACCGCAGUUCCAUCUGCUAACAGCAGCAAGAAGAUAAACAAUAACAACAACAACAUCGACAAUGAUAUCAACAACAACAACAAUGGUUUUCAGUUGGUGUCUAAUAGUGCUUAUGCAAACACAAAGAUUGGAACCAACUUGGUUGCUGCUGAAGAUUCUAACAGCAGCAGCGGCGUUACAACAGAAGAAUCCGUCCCUCAUCAUCAACUCAACUUGGACCUUUCCAUUGGCCUUCCUUCUCAACCCCAAGGUUCUUCGUUGAACCCAGAAAAGUUGAAACCAGAACCGCAAGAGCAUGAUGAUCAGAAGCCACAGGUUUUGUAUAAGUGGUAUGGGAACAUCACUAGCCAGCAAGGUGUGUGCCUGUGUUACAAUCUAGGGCUUCAGAGUAACCAAACUUGUUAUUGCAAAACCAUGGGUACUGCUACUACUACUACUGCCACUGAUAGUAAUCUAUAUAGAUUUUACAGACCCAUGAAUAUUUAGAGCUUAAAAUGUCAUGUUAAUUAUUGUGACUUCUCUUUGUUAACAUGGAAAUAGUUGUAGAAUCCCAAAAUUGAGAAAAUUUAGAUCAUUUUUGUGUCUAAUUUUUUUCA